Nomascus leucogenys (northern white-cheeked gibbon) is the source of this 1120-nucleotide messenger RNA. RefSeq lists its product as uncharacterized. The coding region runs from base 61 to 594 and encodes 177 amino acids. The record is from RefSeq and is a predicted model, not a curated record. NCBI's taxonomy places the organism in Eukaryota, Metazoa, Chordata, Mammalia, Primates, Hylobatidae. The transcript has 2 exons.
GUGUCAUUUUGUCAGUGAAAAUUUCGAAAAAGGUAAACAGGUAACAACCCUGCCUGUAAUAUGGCAAUGAUUUUGAGUCUAUCCCUGCCAUCAUUGGAGGGUCUGAAAGUCGCACCUUUGGAUAACCCCAAGGGGCAGUCCAAGGGGCAGGACUUCCCAGGGUCGGUAGAAGGAAUGCGCAAGCGUCAGGUGGCCACCAGAGACCUGCUGCCGGUGGCCAAGGGUAUCAUCCCGGGCCGAGGUUCCAGGCUGGGACGCGGAGACCCACGGCCCUCCUUGGGAUCCCUGGCAUCCUGGAGGAAAGGUGAGGGCGCAUCACCCCCUGGCGGCAGCCGGGCAGACUCCAAAGCGGCCGAGGUGGUGCUGCGCGCCGCGCUGUCUCUUCUUCCUCUAGCGAAGGCAAGCGAUGCUGCUGCAGGGACAUUUCGCUCGCGCCGGGGGCCAGCUCUGCAUUCUCGCUUCGUUUCUCGGACAACAGCAGCGUUAGUGCUAAGAGCAGCACUGUGCAGCCCGCCCAUCCCGCCCCCAAAGCCAACUAACCCUCCCACACUCGCUUUCUGCAGGAGGCGGAGUUUUCAAGCUGAGAGGCCGUGAGCGCCUAGAGCUGGGUGACCGCAGGGAAAGUCCUUCCUGAGGGACAAGGGCCGCUCGCGCCGCCAGAGCAGGUGAGUUCUUGAACUUGAGAGAGCCUAGGACGCACCUGGGCAGGUGCCUGGGUGGUGGCCCUUGAGAGUCAACAUAAGUCAACGAGGCCAGGACCGAACCAGCCGGCCUGAAAGUGCGCGAUGUCCUUCCUGUCCAGUGUGAGUGGGCAUUGUCCAAUCUGUUGAGUGCUUGACUAGAACAAAAAAGAAAGAGGAAAGGCCAAUUCUCUCUCUUGAGCUGAGACAUCGUCUCCUUCUGCUCACUGCCCAUGGUUUGGGGCUUCCUACUCCUUAGCCUUAGGAGUGCAGGACUUAUAUCCGUGUCUUCACCUUCCCGCAGUCGCCUCCAUUCCUCGGGCCUUUGAACUAGGACUGAAUUAUACCACCAGCUUUCCUGAUUCUCUAGCUUGCAGAUGGCAGAUGGUGGAACUUCUUAGCUUCCAUAAUCUCAUGAGCGAUAAUAAACACACACACAC